AUAAGCUGUAUUUUAUUUCAAUUUAAGAUCUCGAUGUAAAAUUCCCCAAGUCGUUCCAUACGUUAGUCCAAGUUACUGCGAAUGACCUCGAAUCGACUCACCUCCACCUUCGUGUACACUCUUACAAAGCUACGGAUGCUAUAUUUGCUUCACUGUGUGCUAGGCUUGGUCUAUUCGAUCGUAUUUUAUCCAAUAAAGAAUGCUUGGGCUCAAACUCACGCGAAGCCUGCUAUCUGGUAGUAGAGCACCGAUCCGCUCCCAUUCUAUCGAUACUGGUUCUAGGAUACCUUCCCUUGCUAGCUCAUCAGCUUUCCAAUUUCCUACAAUUCUGCUAUGCUGGCACCUAUACCAGUCUUAUCACACCUCUAAACGCACAUAAUGAGUUCAAGACUAUGUAGUGUCGCCGCUCUGCUAUCUUAGUGAAUGGUCACUUUUCUGAAGGAGGUCGUACUCCGGAGCAGUAGAUCUGCUGCUACCUUAAUGGCUGCAACGUCGACUUGGAAGCCACUGAAAUAGUCAGGAAGUCUGAAACUGGAGUUGAUAGAGAUUUUCGGCUACAUCCCCUGGUUCGCCGAAGGUAUGCUAUUCAACUUUGGGGAAUAAAUUUUAGCUACAAGUGGUGGAAUUUUGAAAUGAGGUCUUCAACAGUUUACAACAUUUUUAGCUGACGUUUUGAUUAUCAAAUAUAGUAAUUUACACUUGAUUGUAGCACCAUUGAGAAAUAUAUAUAUAAAUAUAUAAGUUACCUGCGAAUAACUGCUUGAUUUUAUCGGCUAAGGCCUCCCGUGGUUGUAAAAGACAAAUACUUUUUUUAAGAUAAUACGAAAAAAGGAAGGAUAAGCAAUAAAAAAUGUAGGUUUAAAAUAAUUAAAAUCAAACUCAAUUAUUUAUCCCUCUCAAUAUGUAGACUACUUAAAAAUGUCUAAAGGCAAGGAGAAGCAUUGGUAGACUUUGGGGUCAACAAUACCCAACUACAGCAUAAACAAACAACAGAUGCCUUAAGCAAUGACUAAGACAUCUAAUAAAAUGUCUGGUAUUACUAACAACAACCACAAUAAUAAUAACAAUAACAACAAUAUAAACAAACUGAGUGAAAAGUUUUUAAGUGCAAGUAAAUCAAAAACGAUAGAAACGUCGUCACACACACUGCCAACUGGUGUCAACACCAACACAAUUAACAAUAAUAAUAAUAAUAACAACAACAACGCCAUCUCCCAUAAUAACCCGAAAUCGAAUAAUAACAACGAGUGUGACAAAAUAACACAACAGCAAUUUUCUGCUACGAUUUCGAGCAAAUUACAAGCACCACAAACCCGGCGCUCACUGCCAGCUCCCAGUGCUGUGCAAACAUUGGCGCAACGCACACUCCAACAGCAACACCAGCAACAGCAAAGCGUGACGACAAACUCAUCGGUAUUGCCAUCAGCCAACCCAAUUACAAAAUACUCAAACGGCGCCACAUUGCCUUCGCACCAGCUGCAAACCAUCGCCACUGUACACCAACAUCACCCACAGCAGCAACAGCAACAGCAACAGCACACAACCGAGCCCACGGCAGCUGCGUCAGCUGGUGGCAUUCCAACAGACUCACAACAACAACAACAAACACACCUACACUCAACAUCCUCGAGUAACGCAAAGGAUAAGCGUCCUCACAACCAUAACCAGCACCAUCAAAAGCAACACCACCCACAGCACCAGCCGCAACAUCCGCACAAUCACAGCCAGCAACAACAACAGCAAACAGCUUCGAAGCAUUUGAGUGGCGAGAGUGAAGGCACUUCGUCCACGAUAAACGGCGUCACCUUGCAGCAGCAACGAAACACGUACAAUCUGCAGGCGCUGAAAGCUGCCAAUCAUUUGAAGGCGCCAGCACAUUCCAUACCGCCASGCUACCAACCACCACCCCAACCGGCUGGCAAUCAGGCGGGCAUAUUGAAGCACAUAAAUACACUGCGCAGCGGCGGAGCGGAGAGUGCUGAGACCUUCGGCCAGCGCCAGUCGGCGACGGGUGGUAGCAAACAGCUUGCGUCCGCGAAUUUCGAUACUACGCAUUUCAAUCUUAAAUAUCCGCCGGACAUACCACAAUUGUCGCCUGUCUAUAUACCAGAUUCGCUGAAAUUAAACGGUGGCAGCGGUCGUUACUUGCCAACGCAUCAGACAGCGCUUGCACAGCGGCAAAGUACGCGACUCGCGGGUGGUACUACAAAUCCGCAAUACUUCUAUAAUUCACAACAACAGCAGCAGCAGUACCGGCAGCAACAAGUGGAGCAGCAGCAGCAGCARCAACAGCAUCAACAAGAUAUGCUUAAGUUUGUGCGUAAAAGUGAUCAGGAUCAUCCAUCGCCGAAUGCUUCGAUCACAUCGAGUGCCGCUGCUGUGUCGACAGGCACCACUCGUCUCACCGCCGAACAAAAUCGACAACUGCAGGGUCUCAUUAACGAGCUCCGCGUCUUAAAGGAACAGAAUCAACGUUUACUCGAUGACAAUCAGGAAUUGCGUGACUUGUGUUGCUUCCUCGAUGACGAUCGUCAAAAGGGUCGUAAACUCGCAAGAGAAUGGCAGCGCUUCGGUAGAUAUACCGCCAGUGUGAUGAGACAGGAGGUAGCAGCAUAUCAGCACAAGCUACGRCAGCUCGACGACAAACAACAAGAACUAAUUACCGAUAAUCUGGAACUGAAAGAGUUGUGYCUGUACUUGGACGAGGAGCGCACACAUAUUGCGGCAAAUGCGCUCUGUGCAAAUUGUGGCAGCUCGGUACGCAAUCCGUUACGGGAUGAUGGCGAUGGCAGCAGUUCAAGCACAAAUGCAGAAGAAACUUUAUCGGCGUUAAGGAACUAUGAACGCCAAAUGCCUGAGGCAACGCUACGAACAACACUAAGUGAUCAGACCGUCCAAUACGUGCGCUCGUUGGAACGACGCAUACGACAAUUGGAAGAGGAGCGUGUUGGCACAACAACGCCAACAUCCAAUAUCCUAGCUACACAGCAUACCCAAACGCAAGCACCAAGCGCACAAACACAGCAACAUCAACAACAACAGGCGCAGCAGCCACAACAACAAUCAGCACAAAAUCCACUAAUCGAUCCGAUAUCGAGUCGACCCGAAGCUGUGGUGCGUGCGCUACAAGUACUCGAGGUACGGGAGCAAUUGGAACGAGAUCGUCUCAGUGGACUCAUUGAGAACUCAAGAGACCAAAUGGAUGACGGCGAAAAGGCGUUGGUGCGCGAAAUGUGUAAUGUAGUGUGGCGUAAACUCGAAAGUAAUGUGCCGAACGUGUCGAGUAGUAUGUAACUAGUAAUGUUAA
Bactrocera latifrons is the source of this 3307-nucleotide messenger RNA. RefSeq lists its product as uncharacterized. The transcript has 4 exons. NCBI's taxonomy places the organism in Eukaryota, Metazoa, Arthropoda, Insecta, Diptera, Tephritidae. The record is from RefSeq and is a predicted model, not a curated record. The coding region runs from base 1006 to 3294 and encodes 762 amino acids.